Molecule: messenger RNA, 1209 nt
Organism: Talaromyces stipitatus ATCC 10500
Lineage: Eukaryota; Fungi; Ascomycota; Eurotiomycetes; Eurotiales; Trichocomaceae
Exons: 4
Coding region: 1-1209 (402 amino acids)
Source: RefSeq, a predicted model, not a curated record
AUGACUACCAGUGAGGAUGUCUUGCGACCUCUGAUUCCCUCGCCUUCGUCGGAAAUCCCCCAAGCCAGCCCUUCCCUACACAGGACAGCUUCUAGUGUAUCUAUACUGUCGUCCAACCCAGAUCCUCUUGCUAUAUUCGGUAGUCGUGUAUCUACGUCCGUCAUGAAGUCCACGCCUACGGGCUUUACUCUAGCAAAAUACAAAAGACGUAGCUCGCAAACUACCUCUAAUCGGCGGAUUGCGAAUGUCAUCGAUAUAUGCCAAUACGGUCAGAAUGCAAGCAUACCGCUCGAGGAUCAAUACAAAGUUUGUGUCAGUUGCAAGUGUGAUGUUCCUACAUCUGCCUUCUUUGAUGACAAGUCCCAAGAGCACGCUCACUGUAACCUAUGUCGCGUUAGUUCUUUGACCCAUGAGACUAACUGCUCCUAUGUUCCCCCGAGCAGUGAUGUUCGCUCGAAUGAUAUACCUUUACGAGCAUCUACCCAUGCUCAUGAACAGUCUGAACAAGACCCUCUUUACGUCCCCGGUAAUCCUGAUGCUCUUAUACAACCGGUACUUACAGAAAACGAUUGGAAUUAUGUCAAUGAUUUUCAUGAAUCCUUGGACAAACAGCGGUUGGAGUACUGUCAUCGCUGCUAUGAAAGAUGGUUCAACCUCUGGCUGAACUAUCAAGGUAUUUGCGAUCGUUGUGUUCGUGCAGACAAAGGUAAAGACGUCCGCCUCUUUAGUGCUGCGAAUAAUCUACACUCUGGCCAGAUGCCUGAUCUCCCUGAGCUCUCUCAAACAGAAGAGCGGUCAUGUGUAAACUUUUUACGGGAUACCGCACAUGUCUAUGACAUCUUACCCCUGCUGCCUCGACACCUGGAGGUUAUCCUUCUUCGCCCAGUUAAUGCCGAAACUGAUUUAAGAUUGCAACGCCAGUUCAUACAUGGCUUCCGCGUACGAAGAGAUCAUUUUGUUAAUUAUCGUGACAUCACUAUCUCCCAGGAAGCUAUUUAUAUUCUCCCUCAAGACAGUAGUGUGGUGGAUGAUACUUUUAGUCAGAUAAUAGACCCCGUGAAGAUCGGUCCAAACGAUGUGUCUAAUAAAAUUGAAAUUCCUGAGCAUUGCGCUGUUCCUGAUCUUAUCGCAUGGGAAGACGAGAUACAGCGAUUAGAGAACAACUCCGUCCCCAGCAGUCACGUCGAGUCUAUAUGGAAAUUUCGUUGA